Molecule: messenger RNA, 3864 nt
Organism: Ceutorhynchus assimilis (cabbage seed weevil)
Lineage: Eukaryota; Metazoa; Arthropoda; Insecta; Coleoptera; Curculionidae
Source: the annotation of a GenBank genome assembly
UGGCAUUGAAUGGUUAUCUUAAUUGAUGACUGAGAGAGACGAUUUCUGUCUAGCCUAUGUAAAAAUAUUUUUAUUUUUCAUUGUGUUAUCUCAUAUGUAUAAACUUUAUCAGGAAGGAAAAUUAUGUGAAAGUUAGAUUCAAAAUAUCCAAUCUAACUAAAUAAUAAUUAUCAUUCAUCCCUUAUACGCAACACAUAAUAAGGGCCACAUUACUAUUGAUUUGCCCUUCUCCUAUCCUUAGUGGCGCCCCCCAAUCGGCCAGGUUAGUCAACUUUCCACGUUUGCCUCCAUGGAGUCGCUCUCCGGUUUGUUGGAGAGGAUUUUUACGUAUUUUUAACUUGUAAAAAUGUGUUUAUUUUUUAUUAAAGAUUUUUAGUGGUUGUGGCGUGAUUUUGUGGAUAACAUUUUGGGGGGGUACUGACUCUACAGUCUACAAAAAAAAAAAUGGAACCCGGUACCAGUAAAUCCCCCCACCACCAAAAACGCAUGGGUCCCGCUCCCUUUGCCUCCUUCGAAGAUCUCUCAGACGAGGUGAGAUCACGUAUGGAGAGUCCGAGUGAAAAAGAAAUCAACGUCAUCCGACUGCCGGGAAUAACCGAACAGGACGUGCUCACGCCUUCGCCCGAUCCCGAUUCCCGUCGAAGUCAUCACUCUGGUGUCAGUUUGAUUGGUGCACCUUCGCCAGUACCAUACAAAAUGAAACUGGCCAACAUCACACCGAGAAUUGAUAUAUCACGAGCCAGUAGCUCGUCGCAUCACGAUAGCCGCGACAGUACACCUGAAAGGGAGAUAUUUGAGAGUACUGAACCCAAUGUAAAACUGGGACUUGGUUUCAAAGAAGACGACGCUCUGGAACUGCGAUUGUCAACUGAAGAAUUAGACUUCCAUGAUGAGGCCACAAAAACACCUCACCACUACAAACAUCGUUCCGCUUCGCCUGAAUUCGACGAACUAUACAUUAACAACAGUAAUCGCAAAGAUUCCCAAUGCUCUGACGUAAUCCUAUUAUCGAUAUCCGGUAGAACGUCUCGAGUGUCCAGCAUAGGGAGCCACUGUAGCCAGGGAUCGGGACAAAGCCGUUUGUCCAACGCCAGCCACAUUUCAAUCACUUCCGGUCGUUCGGCUUACUCUCAAUGCUCGUCCCCGCACAAGACUUUACUGGAAACGUCGUUUUGCGGACCCAAAGGCUCACAGUCCAACCUCAACCUGGACAACCAAGAGAUCAACGAGAAAAUCGUUUUGGCUAGGAAAUCAAAUGUAGGUGAAGCUGUGCUGAUGGAAGGAAUGAAAGCCAAUAAGCCAAAAGUUAAAAUUACUGCAGCUAGUAAAGAGCCUAAAGAGGAAAGACCAAAAUUACCUAGGAAAAUUAUAUCUAAAAGUGGAGUGGAAUAUAUUUACAUACCUCUAAAAGGUCCCUUGCCAGUAGAUGACAGUAGUAGUGAAUCUCGAUCAGCAAAACAUAAAAAACCUUCCUCCGCUCCACCAAUAGUAAGCUCGAGAACCCAUGAGCCUAAAUAUAUUCGCAUCAAAUUGAAACCCGAUCAUUGUUAUGAUGACAAUGAACCUAGCACACCAUCAUCCAGUAGGCCUCCCACCAGUCUAAACUUGACUCUAAACAAAGAAGCUUGCAGCAAAAAACAUGCACGUAGCUUGACGAACAGUCCGAAACUGAUGCGCAAAGAUGCGGCCCAAGGAAAUGCAAGUCCUUCGCCUUCAGUACCACGUAGAAACUCCUUUGUCACUUUAUUUCGUACAGGUCCCGAUUCACCCAGUACGUCAAGUCUGAAGCAGAAAAAAAAGAACACCUUAACGAAAAAAGCCAUUUCUUCCACCGAAAGCGUUGACAGUAAAGGGAGCAAGCAUAAAUCCUCAGUGUUGUCGCUGUUUAAGGCAAAACAACAUCAGAAAUCAAACGGCAUGGCCCCACCUGUAAAAAGUGUCAAGAUUCACAAGCCAGAAAAACCGCCAAGCACCGAAACUAUCAUUCGUAUACCUUUACAUUCGCCUACUUAUUAUGAAAACAAGAGCUUACUGCAAGAAUUACAAGCCUCAAGUCAAGAUUCGCAAGUUACAGUAGUUGAAGUUGCUCCUAAACCAAGUCCUGUUGAAGUUGCUUCUAAACCAAGUCCUGUUGAAGCCCAAGCUACUAAAACACCUAUAAAUCAAGUUACAGUGGUUGAAUUAAAUCCUAGCCCAACUCCAAAUCAGAUUACUGUCGUUGAAGUGACUUCUGAAACGGAAAAGUGCCAAAAAUUGGAUCUAGAUGUUAUCGACACUUCAUUGGCUCAUGCUGAAGUUGAGUCAACUGAAACAACAACAAAUCGUCUUCUAAAUUCCGACAGUCUACUAUUAGAAACGAGUAGCUGUCAUCACGAGGAUCACAACUCGUCCGAGUCUGAGAAAGACUCGGACGUGGGCGAGUUCCAUCGGAAAAGUACCGAAACCGAGCGUAAAGCUAUAGUGUUGCAGCAAGACUCGUUCGAAGAUGAAUUGCCUUAUGUGCCUACCACCUUGCCUCAGGAGCGUUCAGCUGCGGUACCGAUUCUACCAGUAAAACAACGUUGCGUUUUGGACAUUAAAACUUGUCCUAUAGAACGGCCCAGAAGUACUACUCCCAUACAACAUUCCAGCUUAGAAAACUACUUUGAUGGAUUUUCGCAUAACAGUAACGGGCAAGCUGAAAAAUUAAAAAUAUCGCUUCCUAGGGCAGACACAAAAGCGAAGCCUCUUAAAGAAGACAGUCCUCCUCCGCCUUUACCACCCAAAGGUAUCCAAAAAAAAAGCUGGAUUAAUUUCGAAGAGGUCCCCGAAAGAAGAAAACCUCCGAAACGCAUCCAAACUAUUCCGUCUCGAGGCCAAAUCGAUAUUCCAGGAGGCUUAAUCAAGGACAACGUGGUGUACACUUACGUCAAUCCGGAAGAGUGCAAGUGCGAGUGCCACGAACACAAAGACACUACGAUAGUGGUAACGGAAACCAAUAAUAAGCCAAUAGUGCAAGAGGACGAGGUACCGCUGUUGAAUCGUACUGGAGAAACUAGUAGUACCGUUACGAGAUAGAAAAGGAUUCGUAGAGGAAAAAAGUAGAUUAUAAAUGCAAUGUGGGAUUGAGCAGAGCAGAACAAAAAGACUGUCGUGUCUAAGCAAUGAUAUCGCGUUUUUAUUUUUUUUUGGAAUUGAAAGAGGUGGCUGGUUUCAUGAACAAUUUGGUCGAAGACCACUUUAUUACUGUUUCCCAAAACCAGUCAAUAUUAGAAAUCCUGGAUUUGAUUCAAUGAUGUUGUUUAUUUUUUUGCAAAAUAUGAUCAAUAACCAUUAAGACCACACUUGUACAGACAGGACUCUAGGCUACUAGAUACAUAUGCUUCAAUGGGACUAGUUGACUGAUACUCAUACCUCGAUUAGUCUUAUUAUUCUCUAUGUGUCUAGUAGGUUGGUCCAGUCUGUAUGUUAAAGCUACACCGGGUUCCUAUUAUAUCGUUUUUGUUUCAUACCUCGUGUGCUUUGUUGUGUUCGCCAUUUCUGGCUGGUUUUUCAUUAUAUUGACUAUUGUCUGUGAUAAAAUCAAAUUUUUGUUGUUUUUAUCAACUCUUUUUGUUAUAUAAAAAAAGGCAUAUCCGUCUUUGUCCACUAACUAAAUAAACAAAAAGUGUCAAAUUGUGAAACGUCUCUUUGUUACUUUUUUUUAUCAUUUAUACGGCUUGUUAUUAUAAAUAAAUAAAUAAUUGUUAUUGAUCAAUCAUAUAUCGAUUGAUAAUUUUAUAUUCAUUAUUUAUUAGGAAAUUAUUUAUCACCCAUUUUAAUUAACUUAUAGGUAUUGCAAUAAGUACACGCCCUCUGUACAUAAAUAAAUAAAUUUUAAAAAAC